Messenger RNA from Myripristis murdjan (pinecone soldierfish), 5337 nucleotides. It is a transcript of the gene enc2, whose product is annotated as ectodermal-neural cortex 2. Gene Ontology annotation, molecular function: protein binding. Gene Ontology annotation, biological process: ubiquitin-dependent protein catabolic process. NCBI's taxonomy places the organism in Eukaryota, Metazoa, Chordata, Actinopteri, Holocentriformes, Holocentridae. Gene Ontology annotation, cellular component: Cul3-RING ubiquitin ligase complex; cytoplasm. The transcript has 12 exons. The record is from RefSeq and is a predicted model, not a curated record. The coding region runs from base 203 to 1969 and encodes 588 amino acids.
CUGUGCAGUUUUCAGCCUUUCUUCCAAAACUAGUCAGUCAGGCAGCGACAUAGACGAACUUAAGCGGCUGUCAGAGCGAUAUUAUGUUUUUAUCAUCGAAACCAAUGCCUUACUCUCACUGGACCUGAUUUUUUCAUCGAGGCGUGUUUAAUUUGGAGAGGCGGUUCCAAGUGACUGCCUGGAGGUGCCAAACCAACCUGCCAUGUCGGUCAGUGUUCAUGAGAAUCGUAAAUCCCGUACCAGUACGGGAUCCAUGAAUAUCUCGUUGUUCCACAAGCCUUCGCAUCCUGACAGUGUCCUCACCCACCUGAACACACUGAGGAAACAGAGUAUGUUCACUGAUGUCACUCUGUGGGCCGGAGAUCGCUCCUUCCCAUGCCACAGGGCAGUCUUGGCAGCAUGCAGUCGGUAUUUUGAGGCCAUGUUCAGUGGAGGGCUGCGAGAAAGUCUGGACAGCGACGUCAACUUUAGAGACAAUAUACACCCCGAGGUAUUGGAGCUGCUGCUGGACUUUGCCUAUUCUUCCAGACUCAUAAUAAAUGAAGAGAAUGCUGAGUCAUUGUUGGAGGCAGGCGACAUGUUACAGUUUCAUGAUAUCCGGGAUGCUGCAGCAGAAUUUUUAGAAAAGAACCUGCAUUCCUCCAACUGUCUGGGAAUGAUGCUGUUAUCAGAUGCCCAUCAGUGCAAAAGACUGUACGAGCUGUCAUGGCGGAUGUGUCUAGUACACUAUGAGACGGUAAGAGAAUCAGAGGAAUUCUACAGUUUGUCUAAAGAUAAACUGCUGGAACUGAUACUUAGUGAUGAGCUGGAGAUAGAAGAUGAACAGGUUGUGUUUAACUCUGUGUUGCGGUGGGUUCAGUAUGACCUGGAAGGCCGACGUCAUCACUUACCAGAGCUGCUACGGGGUAUCAGGUUGGCACUGCUGCCAUCGGAGUGUCUGUUGGAGGCUGUAGCUUGUGAAGAGCUGGUUAUGGCUGAUAAGAGGAGCAGGUUAAUUGUUGAGGAGGCAAUACAGUGUAAAAAGAAGAUUCUUCAAAAUGAUGGAGUGGUGACCAGUCCUUGUGCUCGACCACGCAAGGCAGGACACACUCUGCUAAUACUGGGUGGCCAGACCUUCAUGUGUGACAAGAUCUACCAGGUCGACCAUAAAGCCAAGGAGAUCAUCCCAAAGCAGACCUUCCUAGCCCCAGAAAAGGAGUUCAGUGCCUGUGCCAUUGGCUGUAAGGUGUAUGUGACGGGAGGAAGGGGAUCUGAGAAUGGAGUUCGAAAGAUGUCUGGAUCUAUGACACUGUCCAUAAGAAUGGUCCAAAGGGCACCCAUGCUUAUAGCCAGGUUUGGUCAUGGCUCAGCAGAGUUAGAGAACAGUCUUUACGUUGUAGGAGGUCAUACGGCUAUAGCUGGGGUAUUUCCUGCCUCACCGUCUGUCUCUUUAAAGCAGGUUGAGCGGUAUGACCCUCUCUGUAAUAAGUGGACAAUGAUGGCACCUCUAAGAGAUGGAGUGAGUAAUGCAGCCGUGGUCAGUGCUAAACUAAAGCUUUUUGUGUUUGGAGGGACCACGAUACACAGAGACAAGGCCUCCAAGGUUCAGUGCUAUGACCCUGUGGGGAAUCGUUGGAAUAUUGCAGCUGAGUGCCCCCAGCCAUGGCGCUACACAGCUGCUGCUGUCCUAGGCAGUCAAAUCUUCAUUAUGGGCGGUGAUACUGAAUUCACUGCUGCCUCUGCUUAUCGAUUUGACUGUGACACCAACCAGUGGACUCGAGUAGGUGAUAUGACAUCUAAAAGGAUGAGCUGCCAUGCCGUGGCCUCAGGAAAUAAACUGUAUGUGGUUGGAGGGUAUUUUGGAACACAACGGUGUAAGACAUUGGACUGUUAUGACCCCACGUCUGAUAGUUGGAAUUCCAUCACCACUGUGCCUUAUUCUCUGAUCCCCACUGCCUUUGUCAGCACAUGGAAACACCUGCCAGCCUAGCUGGGGAUCAGUCAUUCCAGGUGUUGGUGUUUUGUCCAUUGUGAGGGGACAGCUAACUGGAAGAGAAGUUGUGGAGGCUCCAUCCUGCUGUCAACCACUGGGUGCAGCUGUACUUCCACACAGGACCUUUAAAAAAAAACAGCCAACUUGUAGCCAAAAUUGCACUUAACAGACUCUGAAUCAGUCCUGAGUGGUGUGACCAACAGGCAAAUAGCAGACUUCCAGGUCUUAAAGCACAAGAGAGGAUUAUUCCCAACAUGAUUGUAAUGCUACUAAGCUGACAUAAAGCAACAGACAAAUGGACACUUUCACCCAGUGAUUGACCUUGUAUACAGGCUUGGCCACUGAGUGUUUGGAGGCCGUGUUCAAUUUCAUAAAUGUGUUAUUAUUAUUACUGUUAGUCAUGAAAUGCACUACUAGACUAUUCCACACCCAAAGUUAUAAGCUCAAACAGUUUAAGAUGCUGUCACAUUACAGCAUUUCAAGUUUGCUGACUAAAAAUGGUAACCCUACCUCCAAGCUCACAAUUAAAAUCAGGAAAAUGAAUCUUGCCCCAGUGAUUUUAAAACUAUUUAAAUUUAGUCUUUCAGAAACACUGCAUUCAUUGACUACAUUUACUUGUAUUUCUACCACAUUUAAAACAAAUGAAAACAUGAACUACAAGAAUAAAUUUUUCAGAAUUGUAGGCUUAUGCCCGGGAUCUCAAUUAAGCUCUUCUUACCAUCUACAUAGCACUGGGUAGUAUACCAAAAAGUCACCAAAACUGCCACUAGGUCUAUGAUUGACAAUUUUUUCCACAUUGGUACCUUUGGUAAAUCCUCUCUGCCAGCACAGUCCAGUGUAUGUGUUCUUUUUUAAAAAACUGAUGCCAGCGGAAUGCUGAAGCUACAGAACUUGAAUGCAGUAAAAGGGUCUUUCCCAUGCAAAUGAACUUGGACGGUCAAAGUGACAGCCAUUUUUAUGUGUUACAUUCCUGUUGUACCUGGACAUUAAGUCUUUCAUCUGAUGUCUCUUAAUGUCAUUUAAAGUCAUUUAAAGUUAACAAACAUUUCUUCCUCAUUAACGUUGGGCAACACUUCAGCAGUUUGUAGCAUUUAAGAGGUUAUAUUAAGAAAAGGUUUAAGAUGAUGCUGACCACCUAGGUUUGCUGGUUUGCAGAUGUUGACUGGUUGAACUAAUAUGAGAAACCCAUUUUCGCUAAGAUUAUGCUGUAACUUAGAUUCAGAAAUUCACAGUUAUUUUUGUAAUUUCUGCUUUGAGGCUACAGCCACAGUACAACAUAUCUACUCAGUUCUCAAGCAAGUGUGAUGCACUUUGUAGCCCUACUGACUUGUUACUAUAGCAAAGAAUAAUCACCAAUUUGUCCUGUACCAGCAAAAUGAGUAUGGCAAAAAGAGUGAUAUUUGUUCUACUCCAUUCAAGUUUUAUGGCAGAGUCUGAUCUCCCACACGAGAGAACAGGGUUAGGAUAGUGCUAGAUGCCAUUGGUGAAGGAUGCCAGAUGAAAUCUAUUGGCAAUUUGUACAUUCUUCUCAAUGGCUGGCCAAUUUUAUGGUUGCUUGUUUGUUUUGGUGGAAAAAAGUGCCUUAAAUUCAACCUUUAGAGCAACAUUUCUCCAGUUAUAUUUACGUCCUUCCUUGUUCUGCUGUACAACAACAACAAAAAAAAAAUUUACAGGUAAAAAAGCAGUAUCUUAUAAUUGAUAAAUUUCUCACAUCCCCACAUUGAUAGCAUCGCCCAUCAGUGAUUAUUGUGGGGGGUCAGCAGAACAAAUACAAACAAAUACACUGCCACUUACCUCUGGGGGGAAAAAUAAAAAUUAUGUCUACAGGAGAUGAUGUGAAACUGUCAUAAUGCUAAUGGCUAAUGUUAACAAUAGCACCAACCACGGUAGUAAUGGAGAAUGCUAUAUUCAUACACAGAGGUAAAAAAUGUAAACAAGUUUUUAUUCAGGUAAAUGUGGCAGUACAUCCAGAUAUGGAUUUCAGGUCAUAUCGCCGAGCCCUCCAUUGGCUGCCACCAUAUUAAUCCUAGCUAGUAAGCUUAUUUUUUCUGUAAAGAAAAUUUUGAUUUCAUAAAAUGAUAAUUACAGUAGAAAUAAUAAAAAGUCGCAAUGGCCUCACAGCAUGUGAUGUUUAAAAAAAAAAAAAAAGGGUUGCAAGGGUAACAGCUUUGCUAUAGCCUGGUUUGUGCCAACUGAGUACUUAGUUGGCAUUAAGUGGCACUAAGUGGGCACUAAGUGGGUCCAGUGCUAACUCCUUGCUCCUUUGACCUUCACCUUUCCUGCACCUUGAGGUAGCUGCAAUCAUGAUCAUGAUUAUUAUUAUUUUUUAGUUGCAAACAUUAUCUGCAUUAUCAACCAUUAUCUGCAUAAUAAGCCAACAAGAUCAAAAGAGCUUUUCCAGACACUGGUAAUAUAACAUACUAACCAACAUUUGAUAGGGAAUAUUGUUUUUGUUUUUGUUUUGUUUUUUUAACUGGAGACUUUUUAUGUAAGUCACUAUUAUUAUAGUGGGAGUCUUUUCUUAAAGAAAUACCCUGGAAUUUUGUAUUGUUUUUUUGUUUUGUUUUGUUUUGUUUUGUUUUGUUUUUCUUUUGCAAGGUGUUUGUCACAUUAUAGAUACUUUACAGUUGCAUCAGGAAUGUCCUAGCAACCAUGGCAGAUGCCAUCUUGGGCGUCCACUGGAGAAUUAACCAUUCACUAGUAAUUGCUAAACUUGAAAUGUAUGAUCGAACAAACAUUUUUUGUUUGUGUUUGCUAGCUACGUAGCCAGUUAUGUGGAAAUACAGAAAUAAAUGAAUAAAUAAACAAACAUGCUUGAAGAAACUGAGAAAAAAAAUGAUCCCCAUAAACAGCAAGCCAGCUUUGUAAGGGCAGCCGGAACUACUACCUACUUAAAGUUAGCUACUGACAAGUUAAUACCACUUUUACCAUGGACACAACUAGAAACCAAACAAACUAAUCUUCUUUUGUAGCAAUUCCAGCAAUUUGCUACCAAGCAGCGUGUUAGGACCACCCAUUUCUGUCAGCCACUUGAGAGAAAAAUGUUUGUCAUAGUGUCUCAUGGGUUGGUUUGUCCUGUCUGAGCCACUGCAGAAAUAUGGUGAAGCAACAUGGCAGCCCACAAAACUGGGACCCACACUUAUGUAGGGUACAAAACUUUUAACCUUAUGAACACAUCAUGAUUCUUCAUUUCUGGUUUAAUGCAUGUUUAUGAAUGUUAUAUCCCAUUUCUGUUCUUAACUCAAAUUAAAUCCAGAACAUUGUACCUGUAAGCUGUGUGAGAUUUCUGACAAAGAUAAAUACAGUUACAUUUUGACUGCAAUGCAAAUUGCAGAUGUCUUCAAUUAAAUUAUGACCAGUUUUUA